AUGUUCGUCGCCUCAACUGCACCUGCCUGGCUCGCCGCACCAGCCGAACAGCGCCUUAACGAGAUAUCUGCCAUCGUCAAAUCUAGCGACUGCCCGCCUGACUACGUCUCCUCCCUCGCCGCCGAUCGGACAGCUCUUUUGAACUUGGCGGCAGAGAUUCAGCACUAUGUCAACGUUCACACCUCGCCGCCGAUUCUGCGCCUUUCAUUCGAGAUUCUCGCCAUGAUUCUCGAUGAGCACGCCCAGACUUCCUCCAUCGGGGAGUGCAUCAAGAUGGGCCAUGUAUGCAAGCAAUUGCGUGCUGUGGUUUUGGGGAGACGCGCGUUUUGGGGAUCGCUAUUAUUCAUCGUCAGACCUGAGGAUCGCGCCGACAUUCUUUCACGCACGGGAUCCGCACCUCUGGACUUUCAUUUCAGCGACCUUAUGAUGCAGUACGAUUCGGAGCUUUUCAAACUGGCCAAGGAAAACUUGAGCCGAACUCGCAGUCUGGUUCUUGCCCAGCCGCAGACUGAAUUCUUUGAGUGGUCCAACGAUCCUCGCGCGCUUUGCAGCACGCCUUUCCCCCGCGCAGAACAUCUAGAUCUGUCCUUUCACAAUCACCAGCGCAUCAACGUUCGGGAUCUAUCCACUCUCAAUGCACCAAUGCUCAAAUCUCUGCGAUUGAGCAACGUCUUCAUACCCUUCCCUACCAAGAACAUCACAGUCCUUCAUUUGAAGGGUCCAUGCUACCCUCAUGACUACGAGAUUUUGGAUUGGAAGAGGACGCUGCCACAGUUCAGCGACUUCCUUCAGAUGCUGAAAGAAUGCGUUGAGCUUGAACAGCUGCAUAUAGAAAACACCAUUCCGAACAUUGUGUCCUCCUCGUCCGCGGACCCCCUUCCCCACAAAGUCGGACCCGUUGUUCUUCCGAAGCUCAACAAGCUAUCCACCCGCGACGCGAUAGGCGAGACGUACAGACUUUGUCAGCGUCUGUCGCUACCAUCGAUCGAGAGCAUACAACUUGACUGCGACCCAUACUACUUCCAUGAAGACACACGUUUCGAUGUAUCGCCCUUCCAUGCUCAUGAGAGGGUGGGGCUGGUAUCACGUCUCGCAGAGCUCAUGCCUCAGACCGUCAUCUCCGGUUUGGUCGUUGGCGCUAAACGGGAUCGCGGUGAGGCAACGUGGUGCCUCUUAGAGUCCGCUCCAGGCCAUCACUAUUCACGGGGACCCUACGACAUGAUUUUCACACGAGAGUCCUACACGAUGAAGGAUCACCGACCUAUAUUCGACGUUCGCUACGAGAAAUGCCAGUGGAACCAAGGCGUCGCGUACCUUCACCUCAUCGACCAGCUGAUCCCUUUUAUCGCGGAUGUUCGCUCCGCUCACAUCUCGUGCGACGACGAAGACCCGAACGGGGAGGAUGUUGUACGCUUAUGCGCGGCUAUGAAGAACCUCACUACACUCAGCUUGAGCGAGCUGGAACGGGCCGCUCUGCUGGCUUUGUCUGUGCCGGCGUCGGCUUGGGCGGAGGAUCGUGUGGAUGUGAACGAGCUCUCGGUACCACAUCUUGAGCAUCUGUCCCUCGACAUGGUUGGAUACUUUUGGCUAGAGGAGGAUGGUGUGCGGUGUUACGGGGACGAUAAUAUCGACCCCCUGUUUGAGAUGGUUUCUUCUCGUGCACGUGCUGGGAUACCACUGCAGUCUUUGACGUUCGUCUGCGGAAGCUAUUUGACCGAGGACGAAGGGGAGCUGUAUGUUGAGAGACUCAAGGAGCAUGUGUCAUCUGUAGACCUGACUAUGUGGAGAGAAGAUGGCUCCGACGCAGCUUAA
Peniophora sp. CBMAI 1063 is the source of this 1812-nucleotide messenger RNA. NCBI's taxonomy places the organism in Eukaryota, Fungi, Basidiomycota, Agaricomycetes, Russulales, Peniophoraceae. The record is from the annotation of a GenBank genome assembly.